Neogale vison (American mink) is the source of this 709-nucleotide messenger RNA. RefSeq names its product chromosome 8 C20orf85 homolog (gene CIMIP1). Bases 45 to 458 code for a protein of 137 amino acids. The transcript has 4 exons. The record is from RefSeq and is a predicted model, not a curated record. NCBI's taxonomy places the organism in Eukaryota, Metazoa, Chordata, Mammalia, Carnivora, Mustelidae.
CCCCGGCCUGGUGCGUGCUGCUGGCGCCCCGAGCCCCAGCCCCCAUGGCGCAGAAACCUCUCAGCACCGCUGCGGCCGAGCGCAUGAACCUCGUGGCCCAGGACGAGAUCUGGAAAUACCGCCUGAAGUCUGAAACUGAAGCACGACAAAACUGGGCCCAGAAUUGGGGAUUUUUAACAACCCCUCUCAAGGAGCUGCUCGAGGGUGAAGAAGAACCCCCCACCCCAAAGCCCAAAAUCGAGCUUCCGGAGCGGUUCCGCAUCCGGCCCGUGACCCCGGUGGAGAAAUACAUCAAGGUCCUUCCAUCCCCCCCAGUCCCGAAGACGACCCAGGGCUUCAUCGGCUGGAGAUCCGGGGUGCCGGGCCUGAACAAGUGUCUAGAGCAUGAUUAUGAGAUCAGAAGCUGCAAGGGGGCGUAUGCCAGAGAGCUAGGCUGGCCAAAACAAGGCAUCCACUGAGUCCAGACAGUCAGCGGGCCCUGGGCAAGAGUGGGUUGACCACCAGGCACCCAGUGUCCACACCCAGGAAAAGGGGCGCCCCCCUGGGGGUCCCUCUGCAGAUGGAGUUCCCCUCCUCACUUGCUCAGUGGAUGUUGCAAAGAACAGGAAAUAACCCUUCAACCCUCCCUUCCAGAACAUUCUCGUCACGCACUCAUUCUUGGCUUAUAUAACGAAUAGGGCAAAAUAAAUGCUCUGCUUUUUUUUAUAUG